Messenger RNA from Aquila chrysaetos chrysaetos, 2088 nucleotides. RefSeq names its product serine/arginine repetitive matrix protein 1-like. Lineage: Eukaryota; Metazoa; Chordata; Aves; Accipitriformes; Accipitridae. Gene Ontology annotation, cellular component: nucleus. The record is from RefSeq and is a predicted model, not a curated record.
GAACGCUGGGCACAGGCCGUCCGUCAGUGCGAGCCGAGUCGGCAGAGGAGCGUUUGGAGGAGACACCCGGCGCUGCUGGGACAGGGACUCUCCGAGCGCUCGCCGUUGACGUGCGCCAUGUCCGCGAGGAAGCAGACGGCCCCCGACUCGAUGGAGCAGGCGUGCCUGCUGUGUCGCCGGGCAGAGGCUGACCCGGCUCUCUGCGGGGACAAACUGGAGAAGCGAGGGCUCUGUGCCCACGUCUUUUGCCUGCUUUUUGCCAACGAGCUUUUUCAGCGAGGGGACAGGGAAGCAGGACUCAUGGGAUUUCUCCCCGAGGAUAUUCGACGUACAAUCGCGCGGGCAGCGCAGAAGCACUGCUUCGUCUGUGGCGAGAGCGGGGCCGCCAUCUCCUGCUGGGAAAUGGGCUGCGACCGCAGCUUCCAUCUCCCCUGUGCCGUGGAGGGUGGAUGCGUCACCCAGUUCGCUCUUCGGUACAGGGCCUACUGCUGGCAGCACCGCCCAGAGCAGGCAGGGGAGGCGGCUCCGGAGGAGAACACCACCUGCCUCAUCUGCCUGGACCUCGUGGAGGAGAGAAAGUCCUACGGCACCAUGGUGUGCCCAGCGUGCAAACACGCCUGGUUCCACAGGGGCUGCAUCCAGGUAGGAGCCGUUCCCUCGCCCCCGGGCACGGCAGGCGCUCGGCAGCACCAGGGCCUCGCUCAUGCUCCUUAUGUUCUCCUCCUGCAGGGACAGGCUCUGUGCGCCGGCAUUUCUUGCUUCCAGUGCCCACUCUGUAGAGAUAAGGAGCUCUUUCUCUCGGAAAUGCUCACCAUGGGCAUCCGAAUCCCCUUCAGACUGCCAUCGUGGGAGAACAGGCGUGCAUACGCAGCACUAAGUGAGAGGCACAGCCGCUGCGAUGCCAGGGAGUGCCUUUGUCCAGGAGGCAGGGAGCAGGCAGAGGAAGAGGGGCCCUGGCAACUGCUCCUGUGCUGCUCCUGCGCUGCCGAGGGCACCCACAGACGCUGCUCCGACCUGAGGAGCAGCACGGCCAGCUGGGAGUGCGACGCGUGUGCUGGCCUGGGCACCGCCUCCAGUGCCAGCUCGGAGCUCGCCGGCCCCAGCGCUGCCGGCCAGGCAGGAUCGGGGCCUUCCCACGGCUCGCCGGCACCCGACACCAGCAGCCCCAGCACCGCCAGCCAGCUGCCAGCGGGGUCCUCCUGCGGCUCCCCAGCGCUGGAGACCAGCAGCCCCAGCACUGGGAGCCAGGCGGAAUUCGGGCCACCCCACGGCUCCCUGGCACCGCAGACCGGCAGCCCCGGCAAUGCAGCAUCAGGGCCGUCCCAAGGCUCCCCAGUGCUUGAGGGCAGCAGCCGCUCCAGCCCCCCUGGGCCCGACCGCGUGCGAAACAGCUCCCGCUUCCAACGCCGGGCCCAACAUCCCUACAGCCGGCCCGGAAGAUGCCACGACAGGAGCCGUGCGCCAGCACCAAGUGCUGAGAGCAGCACCCCCAGCCAGGCGGCGCUGGGGCCUUCCCACAGCUCCCCGGCACCCGAGACCAGCAGCCCCAGCACCGCCAGCCAGCUGCCAGUGGGGUCCUCCAGCGGCUCCCCACCGCCGGAGACCAGCAGCCCCAGCACCGCCAGCCAGGCAGCAUCGGGGUCCUCCUGCGGCUCCCCACCACUUCAGGGCAGCAGCUGCUCCAGCCCCCCUGGGCCCGUGCGGGUGCGAGACCGCUCCCGCUUCCAACGCCGGGCCCAACAUCCCUACAGCCCGCCCGGAAGACGCCACGACAGGAGCCGUGCGCCAGCACCAAGUGCUGAGAGCAGCACCCCCAGCCAGGCGGCGCUGGGGCCGUCCCACAGCUCCCCGGCACCCGAGACCAGCAGCCCCAGCACCGCCAGCCAGGCAGCAUCGGGGUCCUCCAGCGGCUCCCCAGCGCUCGAGAGCAGCAGAAGCUCCAGCCCCCCUGGGCCCGUGCGGGUGCGAGACCGCUCCCGCUUGCAACGCCGGGAGCAAAACCCCUACAGCCGGCCCGGACGCCGCCGCGGGACCAGCCGUGCGCCAUCCCCGAGCGCUGGUCCUGAUCCCCCUCCACCCGUACAAUAA